This is a messenger RNA of Cicer arietinum (chickpea), 2206 nucleotides long. Its product is annotated as pentatricopeptide repeat-containing protein At4g31070, mitochondrial. Gene Ontology annotation, biological process: RNA modification. Gene Ontology annotation, molecular function: RNA binding; protein binding. Lineage: Eukaryota; Viridiplantae; Streptophyta; Magnoliopsida; Fabales; Fabaceae. The record is from RefSeq and is a predicted model, not a curated record.
AAAUUUAUAUCAAAAUAUAGGAAUAACAACGUUGAUAAUAAUGGUACGAUUCUAUCAUAUCAUAUCAUAUGAAUCUUAAAAAUGUUGUACCAGAAAUGAAGUGGCCACACAUACACACACAAAACGCAAUGACUCUGAAUUUGAAUCCUCUUCCAUUCAAUUACAUGUCAUUCUUCACUAGACGACUCUCAUCUACUGUGGUCCCCACACAAUCCCCUUCAGAUCAUAUCAAAACCUUGGUUUCAAAUGCUCUUUAUCACCAAACACUUGAAUUUUUCACACAACUCCAUUUUACUGGUCACCAUUUCAGUUCCAUCCUUUGUGUUCUUCCAUCAGUCAUCAAAGCAUGUUCCUAUACUCACUCUCAUGCCUUUGGUCAACAGCUUCAUUGCUUAGCUCUCAUCACGGGCUUCCAUUCCGACCCACUUGUCUCCAAUUCCAUCAUCUCCAUGUAUGCUAGAUUUUCGGAUAUCCGAUCGGCACGCCAAGUGUUUGAUACAAUGCCUCACAGAGACUCUAUUACAUGGAACUCGAUGAUCAAUGCUUAUUUGCAAAAUGGGUGUUUUUUAGAAGCUUAUCAAACGUUGAAAGAUUUGUACUUUCUUGGUUUUCUUCCCAAGCCGGAAUUGUUAGCUAGCAUGGUGUCCAUGUGUGGGAGGAAAAUGGGUUCGGGUUCGAGGAAAGGAAGACAGAUUCAUGGUCUUGUUGUUGUUGAUGGGAGGAUACAAAUUCAACAUUCAGUUUUUCUGUCAACAGCUUUUGUGGAUUUCUAUUUUAGGUGUGGUGAAUCUUUGAUGGCUUUAAGUGUGUUUGAUGGGAUGGAGGUGAGAAAUGAGGUUUCAUGGACGGCUGCGAUUUCUGGUUGCACUGCUAAUCAAGAUUAUGAUGUAGCUUUUGAAUGCUUUAGAGAAAUGCAGGUUGAGGGAGUUAAGCCAAAUAGAGUAACAUUGAUUGCACUUUUAGCAGCUUGUGAAAGGCCAGGCUUUGCUAAGUAUGGAAAGGAGAUUCACGGGUAUGGCUUCCGUCACGGGUUCAAUUCAUGCCAUAGCUUUUCAUCAGCUCUCAUAAACGUGUAUUGUCAAUGUGGAGAAUCACUGCACUUUGCUGAGCUAAUUUUUGAAAGGUCUAGUUUAAGAGAUGUGGUGCUGUGGAGUUCAAUCAUAGGGAGCUAUUCUCGAAGAGGCGAAAGCGUCAAAGCUUUGAAGCUUUUUAAUAAGAUGAGGACUGAGGAAACUGAACCAAACUAUGUAACUUUAUUGGCAGUGAUAUCUGCAUGCACAAACUUAUCUUCAUUAAAGCAUGGUAGUGGAGUCCAUUGCUAUAUCUUAAAAUUUGGACUUGAUUUUAGCAUCUUUGUGUGCAAUGCACUAAUAAAUAUGUAUGCUAAAUGUGGUUGUCUAGACGAUUCUCUCAAGAUAUUCCUAGAAACGCCGAAUAGAGAUUCUGUUACUUGGAGUAGUUUGAUCAGUGCCUAUGGCCUUCAUGGAUGUGGAGAACAAGCUUUACAACUUUUUUAUGAAAUGAAAGAGAGAGGAGUGACGCCUGAUGCAGUUACUUUCCUUGCAGUUUUAUCUGCUUGUAAUCAUGCUGGCCUCGUCACUGAGGGAAAACAAGUAUUUGAUGAAGUAAAUGCAGAUUGUGAAAUUCCAAUCACUAUAGAGCAUUAUGCAUGCCUAAUAGAUCUUCUUGGAAGGUCAGGGAAGCUUGAAGACGCUUUGGAAAUACUGCGAACGAUGCCUAUGAAACCGAGUGCAAGAAUAUGGAGCUCCCUCGUAUCGGCUUGUAAGCUUCAUGGAAGACUAGACAUUGCAGAAAUACUAUCACCCGAGCUUAUAAGAUCAGAACCGAAUAAUGCUGCUAAUUACACGUUGUUGAAUAUGAUUUACGCCGAGCGUGGUCAUUGGCUUGAUAUAGAACAAGUGAGGGAAACCAUGAAACUACAAAGAUUAAAAAAAUGCAAUGGAUUCAGCCGCAUUGAGGCAAGAGAUUAUUAGAUUGAGUAGUUUCUAGCAAACCAAAACCAGAAUGUUUGAACUUUGAAGGGUGGCUUUAGACAGGGUCAAAAUAAAAUGGUUAAGGUAGAAACUAAACCACUAAUCCUAAUGUUAAGCUAAUGUGUAUUGUUAUCCAAUAGUUUGUGCAAUGGAAUGUUAAUAUGGGGAGAGGAAGUUGGUUAUUGAAUAUGAAAUAAUUGGACAUUGAUCAA